Molecule: messenger RNA, 1717 nt
Organism: Gaeumannomyces tritici R3-111a-1
Lineage: Eukaryota; Fungi; Ascomycota; Sordariomycetes; Magnaporthales; Magnaporthaceae
Product: hexaprenyldihydroxybenzoate methyltransferase
Exons: 1
Coding region: 354-1403 (349 amino acids)
Biological process (GO): ubiquinone biosynthetic process
Molecular function (GO): 2-methoxy-6-polyprenyl-1,4-benzoquinol methyltransferase activity
Source: RefSeq, a predicted model, not a curated record
UGUAGACCCUGGCUCCUGGUUGAACAGUCCUGAGAUCUUGUGAAUGUCGGAAAUGUGAACAUGAGCUCCGAGUCCGGUCCGCGUAACGGAACCAGUUGCACCCCACAGUUUAGACUCCUCCCGUCAAUUUUCGAUUGGGCAAUGCCCUCACGCCCCUUCUCUUUCAAUAUCAUCACUGCUUGUGGGCACAGAGUAUUCCCGUAACUGUGGUCUCUUGCUCGCUCACUUCACACUCGAACGAUACUCUAUCCUGUUGUCUGACAAGGCCAACUCACCAAAGGAAAAGGAUGCCGAAAUAGAAAAAAAAAGGGCAGUCAAAAGUUUACAGCGGCCCAGAAAGUGGGUCUGUAAAAAUGACGUCCACCCCUAGAGUCGGCCAUGCUGCCGCGCGGCUUCUCAGUUUGGCAGCUCCGCGCGCUCGGCCUAGUUCCGCCUGUGGCAGCCAGCCACACCAUGGGAGAGGCCCCGCGCCGCCGGCUCCCUCGUCAUUGCUAUCACCACUACCGCGGCCAUGCCCACACCCCUAUUCAACCGAGGCCGGCUCAUGUGGCAGCGGCAACGCCCCCCAACAUUUCAGCACCGUCAACCAGUCCGAGAUAUCGCACUUUGACGCACUGGCCUCGACCUGGUGGGACAAGCAGGGCCCCUCGCGGCUGCUGCACCUGAUGAACCCGCUGCGCCACGACUUCAUCCACGACUGUCACGCCUCGGAGCCGCCGCCGCCGCCGCCGCCGCCGCCUGCUGCCCGCGCCGGCGGCCUGAGGUACCUCGACGUCGGCUGCGGCGGCGGCAUCUUCGCCGAGUCGGCCGCCCGCCUGCCGUCCGUCGCCUCCGUCACCGCCCUCGACGCCUCGGCCGAGGUCAUCGCCGUCGCCCGCAAGCACCUGACCCGCGAGACCCCGGCCGUCCAGCGCAAGCUCACGUACCUGCACUCCCCGGUCGAGGCGCUGGACGUCGGCGGCGGCGGCGGGGGCGACCAGUCGGCAUCGGCGGCGAGCGACGGCAGGUUCGACGUGGUGACGACGUUCGAGGUGGUCGAGCACGUGGAGAACCCUUCGGCCUUCCUCGAGCGCUGCGGCGCCCUGGUCCGCCCGGGCGGCUGGCUCGUGCUCAGCACCAUGGCCCGCACCUGGGCCUCGUGGGCUGUCACCAUCGUCGCCGCUGAGCGCGUGCUCGGCAUCGUGCCCAGGGGCACCCACAACUGGGACAAGUACCUCGACGCCCACGAGCUGCGGCGCUGGUUCGACUCGCGCCCCGCCGCUGAGGGCUGGGCCGGCCUCGGCAGCUUCUCGCGCUGCCAGGGCGUCGUAUACGUCCCGGGCCUGGGCUGGAAGGCCGUCCCGGGGUCCGAGAAGGUCGGAAACUACUUCUUUGGCGCCAGGAAGAGUCCUGACGCCAGCUAAGCUGAAAUGGGGGGUACCGCCUAUCUGUAUGAUAAGACCGUCUGUGUAGUGCGCUCUGUAGAAGCCAGGGCACCGGCCUCGAAGCUGGAUUGCUUUGAUGGGAAUUCCCCUCGACACAAUGCAUGUGUCUCUCAAAUUGAAAGAGGGUUGCAGGAGAAUAGCUAUAACUUGUUGAAAAUGGCCACAGCAGAAUCACGUCUGCGAGGCGUCCUGGAGCCAGAGUAGGGCCCUAACUAUUGUAUGAGAAACAAAGGAUACAUGAAUAGGCAAUAAAGACAAGUUCACGAAUAAGAAGCAAAAGGAAAUACAAAAAG